UUCUGUUCCUGAGUUCUCAUCAGCAACCUACUCAUUUACUUCGUGGAAAGUCAUGUUUUCCUCGCUAAAUCAAAUCACGGCGUUUGUCGUCAUCAUCGGCCUCUUUGCUGUGGGUCGAUGUGACGUCAUAUUCGAAGGGUUUGAACAGUUGGGUGAAUUCAAGGUUCGGGACUAUAGUUGCAAUGGCCUGGCACCGUCCAACCCAAAGGAAAUAGACACUAAAUUUUGGUUGUAUAACCCUAACACUGACGCAGCGGGAGAGAUGGUUGACUGGAUUGGCAGCGAGCCCAUAUCGCCAAACUACGAUCCCAAUUUGAAGACGGUGUUCGCGUGCCACGGAUGGCGAGACAGUUACCUGAAAGACCUCUGGCAGGAUCUGAAGGAUUCGCUUCUACAGAGGGAGCCAAUGAACGUUAUCUUAGUGGAUUGGAGUGGAGGAUCAUCAAGUCUACUGUACUAUAGAUGUCGUGACAACACUCGAGUUGUCGGCAGGGAAAUUUCUGCGUUGAUCAAACGAUUCGUCAACGAAGCUGGCGCCAAUUUAGACAACAUUCACGUCGUUGGCCACAGUCUGGGAGCGCACAUCGCAGGUUACGCUGGCGAGGAUCUCGCCAAAGCUAACAUGAUACUUGGAAGAAUAACAGGAUUGGAUCCUGCAGGUCCUCUGUUCGAGAAUGAGGAACCUCCAUGUAGGCUGAGUAGAGACGAUGCUGGGUUUGUGGAUGUGAUACACACCGACGGUGACAAAAUUGGUCUUGGAGGCGCCGGAUUGAUGCAAGAGUGCGGGCACCAUGACUGGUAUCCGAAUGGCGGGAAGGACCAACCAGGAUGCCCAGCUUUUGACGUCGCUUGCGACCACAUGAAAGCCGUCGAAUAUUUCAUCGACAGCGUGAAAGGGGUCAAGACAUUCCUGGGCGAUAAAUUCGCCAAUACCGUCAAUGAUUUGCUGAACCGCCCAGCCAAGUGCUUCACCGAUGGGACUUGCCCGGAAAUGGGCUACACCGAUCACGACGACGCCACCAUCGAGGGCCACGACUUCAUGUAAAGGUCACACGAGAAUCCUUGAUGUUGAUGGGACGAUUAUCUUCAGAAUGGAACCUCGUGGAUAUACACAGCAAAAACUGUGGUGUUAACCGGUGU
Molecule: messenger RNA, 1140 nt
Organism: Lytechinus variegatus (green sea urchin)
Lineage: Eukaryota; Metazoa; Echinodermata; Echinoidea; Temnopleuroida; Toxopneustidae
Product: pancreatic lipase-related protein 2-like
Exons: 6
Coding region: 53-1045 (330 amino acids)
Biological process (GO): lipid metabolic process
Molecular function (GO): lipase activity
Source: RefSeq, a predicted model, not a curated record